Messenger RNA from Mercurialis annua (annual mercury), 994 nucleotides. RefSeq names its product superoxide dismutase [Mn] 1, mitochondrial-like. Bases 109 to 744 code for a protein of 211 amino acids. Gene Ontology annotation, molecular function: superoxide dismutase activity; metal ion binding. Lineage: Eukaryota; Viridiplantae; Streptophyta; Magnoliopsida; Malpighiales; Euphorbiaceae. The record is from RefSeq and is a predicted model, not a curated record. Gene Ontology annotation, biological process: superoxide metabolic process. Gene Ontology annotation, cellular component: mitochondrion. The transcript is spliced from 7 exons.
UCACACAAACCUCCUAAAAAUGCAAGAAAUGUCAACUAUUUCACCUUCAUCUUCAUCUUCAUCCACAGCUUACAAACAAACACCACACAGCUUCCAAACAGAACAGCCAUGGCAUCGAAGACCAUAACUCUCCCUGAUCUGCCCUAUGCAUAUGAUGCUCUGGAGCCUUUUCUGAGUGGUGAAAUAAUGCAAAUUCAUCACCAGAAGCACCACCAGGCUUACGUCACUAACUAUAAUAAGUCUCUUGAGCUUCUCUCUCAGGCUAUUGCUAAUGGUGACUCUAAUGCUGUUGUCAAGUUGCAUAGCGCCAUCAAGUUUAAUGGAGGAGGUCAUAUCAAUCACUCCAUUUUCUGGAAGAAUCUUGCCCCUGUCCAAAACGGAGGCGGUGUUCCUCCACAAGGUUCGCUUGCUUCAGCUAUUGACAGAGAGUUUGGUUCUCUGGACAAGUUGAUUCAGAAAAUGAAUGUAGAAGGCGCUUCUGUCCAAGGAUCAGGAUGGGUGUGGCUUGGCCUGGACAAAGAGUCAAAGAAGCUUGAGGUGGAGACCACUCCAAAUCAGGAUACACUAGAAACUAAAGGAGCAAGCUUAAUUCCUUUGCUCGGUAUUGAUGUUUGGGAGCAUGCUUACUACUUACAGUACAAGAACGUGAGACCAGAUUACUUAAAGAACAUAUGGAGUGUGAUGAACUGGAAGUAUGCAAGCGACAUCUAUGAGAAAGAAUCCAACGUGAUUCCCAGUCUAUGAACAGACCAUGGCUCCAUAAGCUAGCCAAGAAUGUGCUGUUGCUAUGAAUUUCCCCUUUUCCUCUCGUGUGUCAUCGCUGAGAGGUCGAUAAAUAGAAUAAAAUGAUAUAUUGCGUUGUGUUGGAUGUUUCGAGUUUAUGAAUAAUAGGUAUUUGGCAGAUGCAUUGAAAUUUUAUUAAAUGUUUCAGAAACUUUCAGGUUUUGUAAAACUAAAUUUCAUCAUAUCUAUUUCCGAGCUUCAGAUUUCAGUA